AUGAAGCUCGAGGAAAGUGGAUUAGUGGACGAGAAAGAGGAGAAUCCGAAUGCAGUUUCGAAUUUCCGCAUCUCAAAGCCGCUGAGGGAUGCUCUCAAGGCGAAGAGAAUUGAAUCUCUGUUUCCGAUUCAGGCCAUGACAUUUGAUUUGAUACUUGAUGGUUCUGAUUUGGUUAGAAGGGCACGCACUGGUCAGGGUAAAACGCUGGCUUUUGUGUUACCCAUAUUGGAAUCAUUAAUAAAUGGACCUGCUAAUGCAUCACGGAGGACUGGAUAUGGGAGGCCACCUAGUGUUCUUGUUCUUUUACCCACUAGGGAACUUGCCAUCCAGGUCUUUGAUGACUUUAAAUUGUAUGGUAGUGCUUUGGGGUUGAGAUCGUGUUGCAUACACGGGGGUGGGGGUGCGGGUGCUUCAUAUCCUCUACAACAAAAUCAACUGAGAAGUGGUGUUGACAUAGUAGUUGGCACACCUGGCCGCAUUAAGGAUCACUUACAGAACGGACGUAUUGACUUUAGAGCACUGAAGUUCCGGGUUCUUGAUGACGCCGAUGAUAUGCUGAGAAUGGGUUUUGUUGAAGAUGUUGAAUUUAUUCUAGGCAAGGUAGAAGAUGCCAGCAAAGUCCAGACGCUUCUAUUCAGUGCCACUUUGCCACCAUGGGUUAAGCAAGUUACACUUGCUGGAUUUAGAUCUGGGAAAUUUUUUACUCUUGUAGCUACAAAUGUAGAGGCACGAGGAUUGGAUAUUGAUGACAUGCAGUUAAUUAUUCAGUGUGAGCCCCCUCGUGAUGUGGAGGCAUACAUCCAUCGGUCUGGGAGAACAGGGGGAGCCGGGGAAAGUGGUGUUGUUGUGAGGCUUUAUGAACCCCGACAGUCAAAUUUCUCUAGGAUAGAAAGAGAAUCAGGUGUCAAGUUCGAACAUAUAUCUGCUCCACAGCCAGCUGAUAUAGCAAAAACUGCUGGUGAUGAAGCUGCAGAUAAAAUAAACGAGAUAUCAGAUAGUGUGGUUCCUGUGUUCAAGGCUGCUGCUGAAGAGCUUCUAAACUCUUCCUAUCUAUCCCCAGUUGACUUACUUGCUAAGGCGUUGGCCAAGGCUGCUGGUUAUAUUGAGAUCAAGACCCGUUCGCUGCUCACUUCUAUGGAGAACUAUGUUACUGUAAAACUCGAGUGUGGAAAACCCGUUUCUACUCAAUCGUAA
Striga hermonthica is the source of this 1194-nucleotide messenger RNA. The record is from the annotation of a GenBank genome assembly. Lineage: Eukaryota; Viridiplantae; Streptophyta; Magnoliopsida; Lamiales; Orobanchaceae.